CUGGCAUCCUCCUCAUCAUCAACGUUUCUCCCCCACGACACAACCUGAUGCAACUAGCUUUUCGGCUUUAAAGAACCCGCCCCAAAGUUAUUACCAUCACCGCUGCGAUUGGUCAAACGUAGGCUACGUGUUGCCCCAAACAUGCAAGCCUUCUCGCUUGUCAGUUACAUGUAUCUCCACAGGUACAGUAUGGCUACAGCGCGAGAUAGCCGGGCCACGUCAAAAGUGCUGUAAUUCCAGGUGUAAAACGGUUGCUGGUUCGGUCAGUCGGUCAGCUUAUAAGGGCUCUUCAGUUUAUUCGUAGAAUGAGUGUGGGUUUCAUAGGAGCAGGCCAGGUGGCCCACGCUCUGGCAAGAGGCUUCAUAGCUGCAGGCGUGAUUGCCACCCACAGAAUCACAGCCAGUUCCCCAGGCACAGAUCGCCCCACAGUACAGGGACUGAGGAAAUUGGGUGUCAAUUUCACCACCAGCAACAAAGAGACAGUGAGCAAAAGUGAUGUUCUCUUCCUGACCGUGAAGCCCCACAUCAUCCCUUUUGUACUGGAUGAGAUUGGACCAGACAUCGAAGAUCGUCACCUCAUUGUGUCCUGUGCUGCAGGAGUCACCAUCAGCUCUAUAGAGAAGAAGCUGCAGCAGUAUCGUGCUGAUCCAAAGGUAAUGCGGUGCAUGACCAACACUCCAGUUGUGGUGCGUGAGGGGGCUACUGUGUACGCCACAGGCACCUAUGCAGAAGUGGAGGAUGGAAAGCUUCUGGAGGAGCUGAUGGCCAGUGUAGGAUACUGCACUGAGGUGGAAGAGGACCUGAUUGAUGCUGUCACCGGCCUCAGCGGCAGUGGUCCUGCUUACGCGUUUACAGCUAUAGAUGCUCUUGCUGAUGGUGGAGUGAAAAUGGGCCUUCCCAGGAGAUUGGCUAUACGCCUCGGAGCCCAAGCCCUGCUGGGGGCUGCUAAAAUGCUGUUAGACUCAGACCAACACCCUGGGCAGCUCAAAGACAAUGUGUGUUCACCAGGGGGCGCCACCAUCCACGCCCUGCAUGUCAUGGAGAGUGGUGGCUUCCGCAGUCUCCUCAUCAAUGCUGUAGAGGCCUCCUGUGUUAGGACUAGGGAACUUCAGUUUUUGGCCGACCAAGAGAAAAUCUCCCCAGCUGCCAUAAAGAAGACAACUCUGGACAAAGUGUUGCAGCAGCCAGGAGUGACUGCAGAGGGUGUUGGAGUCAGAUCUCAUGGGAUCAGUAUGUUCAACAGAAGUGACCCUAGGACCAAGAAGAAGUAAUAAUUUUAAUGUGUGUAACAAUAAAUAUUCCAUAUAUGCUGUGAAUAAACCACUACUGGCAGAUGAAUGUUGGAACAUACACUAACCUAGUGGAUUGCUUUCUAGAUUAAAAAUUAGAUUAAAACAAUGUUGGGAUUAUGCUGUAAAAAACGUUUGAGCCAUAUUUCUUUUUGUAAUGAAGUGCCUUUUCUUUUGUCAGCCUAGACUAAAAUAAUUGAAUAUUUGUGGUAUGGCUUAUCUUAUUUCAGUCAGUCCUUUCUGGUGGUAGUUGGCAAAGUUAGGUUUACUAAAUAGCAAUGCAAUUGAGUGGAAUGGACACUCAAUUGCCACUUACGUGCAACCUGUAUUUAAUGCAAGCUCAAAUUAAUGUUAAAAUGUCUUAAACAUAAUGUGCUAAAUGCUAUAUGUUUGUGGAUGCGAUUUAUUUGUGUGAAAGUAGAUUGUUGAAAACUGUUUUUGCCUGCCGUUUUUAAAUCACUGUACAGCACUUGCAUUUUGUUAUAUUUUAAAGGUGCUAUAUAAAUAAAGCUUGAUUGAUUGAGUAAA
Messenger RNA from Perca flavescens (yellow perch), 1817 nucleotides. RefSeq names its product pyrroline-5-carboxylate reductase 1, mitochondrial. The coding region runs from base 306 to 1271 and encodes 321 amino acids. Gene Ontology annotation, molecular function: pyrroline-5-carboxylate reductase activity. Lineage: Eukaryota; Metazoa; Chordata; Actinopteri; Perciformes; Percidae. The transcript has 8 exons. The record is from RefSeq and is a predicted model, not a curated record. Gene Ontology annotation, biological process: L-proline biosynthetic process.